AUGGCCACUCGCCCUCAAUUCUUCUUGGAAUCUCCCAGCUCCCCCUAUGUCGGUACCUUGUCAGUAUGGGAUCCAGUAACAAGGGAGUCUACCCAAUCACGUAACAUGUACAGUAACCAAAACAUAUAUGUUGGUCGCGAUCCAAGUUCCUGCGACUACGUCUUUCCCGAUAUGUGUGUUUCUAGGAAGCAUAUUCACAUCUAUCCCAUAAUCUUCGAUCGGGACAAUCCACAUGAAGUCGCGCCACUGGUUUACGCCCAGAAUUUAUCGCGAAACUGUACCCGGUGGAAUGGACACCCUAUGGGCAACAAGAAUCGCAGCUUCCUCCUCAGCCAUGGUGAUAUUCUGCAUCUGGAUACCGGGUUUUCCCUCCGCUAUACUUUUCAUAAUCACAGGGAUAUAAACCACCUGGACUCCCUACAGAGCGCGGAAGCUAAGAUUUUUGCCGAUAUAUAUACCAUUACGCAGCGGAAAUUAGGUUCUGGCGCUUAUGGAAAGGUGUUGAUGGCCUUCCGGAAUCUCACCGGCCAACAAUUUGCGUGUAAGAUCAUUGACCUGAGGGUAUUGAAAGAAAGGUUUGUCCAAGAAGCAGAGGCACGAUAUCAGUCUAGGUCUUUUGGUCAGGUUUCUGCCACGGGGGAAGUGGUGGCUGUUCGUCGGCCAAAAAAUCUCCAGGAAAAGUUGGCAGUUUAUGACCGCGAAGCUGAGAUCCUAGAGGGACUCUCUCAUCCAAAUAUUAUUGGGAUUGAAAGAGUCAUCAAGUCCAAAGAUACAAUUUACCUUUUCCAAGAAUUGAUCACGGCGGGCGACCUCUUCUCUUACAUUCAGUUCAAGGGUGGGAGACUUCCUGAAAUCGAAGCAGCUGUCAUCGUGCGACAGGUCUCUAUGGCUUUGGAAUACCUGCAUGAGCGGAAUAUCGUCCACCGGGAUCUCAAACCAGACAAUAUCCUCAUGACAUCUUUAGCGGAUGGGUGUAGAGUCGUUCUCACGGAUUUCGGAUGUGCGCAAGUGAUACAACCUAGCCUGGAAAGAAUGUCGACUGUUGUUGGCACAUUCGAUUACAGCGCACCAGAGGUUCUUCAAAGGACCAAUCAAGGCUAUACGAAAGCCGUAGAUCUCUGGUCCUUGGGCUGUGUCACUUUUGUGCUUCUCACCGGUGACAUUCCCUUUAGAAAUGAGCUUACCACGACCAUUGGUACGGAUCUUGUUCGAACCGCCAGUCUAGAGCAGCUGGAAAGGGAUCUUGAAUCGAACGGAAUCAGGCAACGUGCGGCAGAUUUUAUCCGGCGGUUACUUGUGUUCGAUGAAACAAAGAGAAUGGACGUAAAGCAAGCCCUUGGUCACAACUGGUUUAGCAACCGAUCGCAUAAGACCGAGUUUGAAAUGCUUUAUGAGCGGGCUAUGAAGAUAUGGAGGCCCUACGUGCGCAAAGGACCCUUGAAUAUUGAGUGGCACGAUCUUAUAGGCGAUUCCACUCGAAACUCCGAAGCACAAGAUUCUCAAUCGCGAUUACCCGAUGACACAAUGAGAACCCAGGGCUUAAAUAGAAGCCACUCAAUCGUAUCUGCUACCCUUUCUGACCCGAUACUUGCGCCGCAUCACAGGCUCGAAGGCCUCAGGGGCAGUCAAAGCUUUAUCUUGGAAGGAGUGACCAGUCAAUCCCAGUCCAGCUCCAUCGUCGCCGAGUCCGGAAGCUCUGGAAGGUCUACUUCUCUCAAUGAAUACACACAAAGCUCUCGUUUUGAAGACAUUGGUGAUCAUCAAGAAGACAGACAACCCGAAGGGCCAUAUUCGAGUAACCUGGGCGCCCGGAAUACUGAGAUGGCUGGACUCGUCUUCCCAGAUGAUCUAUUGAAUCCUAGACAGAGACUCGGACAUAACAAUGACGGUGACGGUGAGGUGUAUGAGGAAACCACCAACUGGAUCACAGGGAUGAAAGAGCGUCAUGUUUAUGGGAGCAAUGUUUAUCGAGAGGAGGGAUAA
Aspergillus affinis is the source of this 1983-nucleotide messenger RNA. RefSeq names its product FHA domain-containing serine/threonine-protein kinase. Gene Ontology annotation, molecular function: ATP binding; protein binding; protein serine/threonine kinase activity. The record is from RefSeq and is a predicted model, not a curated record. The transcript has 6 exons. Bases 1 to 1983 code for a protein of 660 amino acids. Lineage: Eukaryota; Fungi; Ascomycota; Eurotiomycetes; Eurotiales; Aspergillaceae. Gene Ontology annotation, biological process: meiotic recombination checkpoint signaling; protein phosphorylation. Gene Ontology annotation, cellular component: cytoplasm; nucleus.